Messenger RNA from Ctenocephalides felis (cat flea), 1624 nucleotides. RefSeq names its product reticulon-4-interacting protein 1, mitochondrial-like. The transcript is spliced from 11 exons. Gene Ontology annotation, molecular function: oxidoreductase activity. Gene Ontology annotation, cellular component: mitochondrion. Lineage: Eukaryota; Metazoa; Arthropoda; Insecta; Siphonaptera; Pulicidae. The coding region runs from base 1 to 1476 and encodes 491 amino acids. The record is from RefSeq and is a predicted model, not a curated record.
AUGGAUGAAAUUCUUUUUCGCCUUCAUCAACGUGUUGAAGCUUUACAGGUGAUGGUACAGGGUAAUAUUAUGAGCCAAAAUGGUACUGAACUUUUACGACAAUAUUUAGCUCAACUACGUGUUACGAUGUCACAGCUAGCAAGUAAUGAUAGAGUUGCAGAAGCCCAACAUUUUUUCUCGAGCAACUUAUCCAAUUUAAAACAACAUUAUGCAAAUGCUCGAAGUAAUAUCACCGAGCUAAUACAACCUGCAGUGAUAUACGGACAUUUAACACAUUUCUUUAGAAAUGAACUUGCCAUUAAUAACACAUUUUAUCUUAUAAUUGGACUUGUGAUCGGUGGUGCUGGUGGAACUAUGUUUGGGUGGUAUCUUGCCUGUCCUCCUAUUACACCAAAUUUUAUGAAAGCUGUUGUUGCUAUAUCGUAUCGUGGUAUAAAUGCUGUGACUUCCAGUCAAAAGGUCCAAGUUCCAGUUUUGAAUCAGCAGUCUGACGAAUUGCUUAUCCGCGUUAAAGCUGCCGGUCUUGUAAAAUUGGAUGAUCGAAUUGCCAAAGGCUAUGCUAAAGUGUUGCGUAGUCUGUAUUCAAAAUCCAAGGAAAGUUUUCCAGUGAUUCUUGGGAGAGCUUGUUCAGGUGUGGUCGAAGCAGUUGGAGGAUCAUCAGAUUUAUUUGAACCUGGAGAUGAAGUUUGGGCAAUUACGCCUUAUUACUUGCCAGGUUUGGCAUCAGAAUUGACAAUAAUUCAUCAGAACCAAGUCAGCAGGAAACCGAAACAAUUGGGAUAUAUAGCUGCUGCAAGUCUUCCUUAUGGUGGUUUUAUUGCGAUGAAAGCACUCGAAGGUGCUAAUUUAAAUGAAGCCACUGCUAAAAAUAAAAGAAUAUUCAUACUGGGUGGAAAUUCUCCAGUUGGAUGCAUCCUUGGACAAUUACUGCAAUCCUGGGGAGCUCACAUUACAGUAUCUUGUGCACCGAUUGGUAUAAAAGUUGCCAAAGCCUUAGGGGCUCAUGAUGUCAUAACAUUAAUUCCUGAAAAUUUAGACAGUAGUAUGGCAGAAGAUGAACUUCAGAAUAGCACUGAUUUAUUGUUAAAGGAAUUACAACUGAAUGAUCCAUUUGAUACGAUAUUUUUAACGGUGGAAUCAAAUAUGAAGCAUACGCAGUGGUUGAAUUUCAUAAAUAAGGAUGGAUGUAUUAUUAAUACUAUUGAGCCUGAAUUGUUGAGCGAUAGCUUUGGUUUAAUAUUGAGGACAAUAUAUUCUUUUGGUUUUUAUGCUAAACGAAUUAUUGAGCAUAUUUUUGGAAGACAAACGUUACCAGCAAACGUAAUACUAGACAAAUUAGCAUUAUAUGUUGAUAGCUAUCAAAUACGUACAGUAGUAGACAGGGUUUUUACACCGUCUGAUUCAGAAGUUGCAAUGGCCCAUUGUUGCAGCGCAGACUCGAUAGGUAACACAAUAAUUAGUUUUCAAGAGACUUGAAUAUUAGACACAAAUCGUCUUAUUGCCAAGAGUGCCUGUUUUGUAUCAAUAAGCGAAUUUAGUUGCCAAUGAAUAAACACGUGUGAUGCAAAGCGACAUUUAGCCAAAAAAUUAAUCAAACAAUUGUUUCAUAAUAUUGGAGUGUAUA